UGCUUGUUCAUAACAGAAAAAGUCUUUGUCUCUACUUUUGUCCAAUGAGAAGGAAGAGAGGAAAGAGUAUGUGAGGUAUCCAAUACAUACAGGAGAUACUGUGAAUAUUUGGUUGAGUACAGGGAACUAAGACAGGUACCUAAUGGGGCUACUGCUGCUGCUACUGCUGUUGCCAUCCCUAUCUCUCCAACGCCAGGACCUCUCAGAGAGCAAGGUGGCCACGGGGAGGAUGAUCCUUCCUGCCCUGGAGAAAGCUACCUCAUUCAUGGAGAAGACAUUCAGGGAACUUAACCUAGAUGGAGUAUCAGGAUUCUGGGUGCUGGAAGUGCAACUAAAAGGUGUCUUGGAGAAAUGGGGUCAGGAGCCUGCCCUAAAGCCCCUGAGCCUGAGGGUAGAGAAGAUAGUGAAGAAGCUGUUACCACUCAUCACCAGAGCCACAAUCUACCUCAAGCUCAGUGACUCUAAGUACUUAAAGGAAUUCCAAGAGAUUCUCCAGCCAGGAUUUUGGAAGCUCCCCUAUUCAUGGAGUCACACAAAUGGCUCCAUGAUCUACUCCAAGUUUAACAACUCAGAAUCUUUUUCAGAAGAAUUAAGUGACUCAUGCAUGAUGCUCUUACUGGGAACCAAGAAGGAUCACUUGCAACCAUGCACUGUCACCGAUCUCUGCAAAGAACUCAUGACCAAGCCUAAUUGCAUGGAGUACACACUAUCACACCAGCUCAUCUAUUUCCUGUUUGCCAAAAUGAAAGGAUGCUCAGAUGGCUUAUUCCUCCAAUCUGAAUAUUACAUGGAUGUUUUCUGUGCUAACAUGAUGGCUUUAAACUUGAAAACUGAAGAAGCUGGAUUCCCAUUUCUCAAUAGAGAUAUCUUCAUGGAAAAUAUCAUGUUCUGUGGACUUUCUGGAUACUCAGAUUUCUACAAGCAUAGAUGGCUACAGUCUAUUCUUACCUGGCAGCAACCUAAGGAGGGAUGCUUUGGGAAGCCUUAUGACGAUAGUAAACAAUUACCAAGAGUUGCUGAAGACCAACAACAGUCACUGAGAAGAGUUAAGAGAAGAGAGAAAAGAAUUGCGGGUAAAUCUAUCAAAAAUGGAUGUUCUUCCCAUAAUACAGCUGUGGCAGUUGCAGCCUUAGGUGGCUUUCUUUAUCACUCUGCAGAACAUUCACCAACCAUCAUCAAGCCUUGUUAAUACCUCACAACAAUCAAGCAGCAACUAAAAGAAAUGAUUUUAUAUCUGCUGAAAAUUAAAUACAGUCUUUUUGGUAAUGCAUACCCUUUCCUGAGAGUACAUAAAUUCACAGGGAGAACAAUUGGAAAAGUACUGGCAGACAAGCUAGACAAGAGUAGUAUAAUCAGAAAUUGGGAUUAGCAGAGCGAACAGAAAAGUAAAAGUAAUAGUAUUAUCUAUAUUUAGCAAACCAUAUCCCUGGCUGGUCCCCAGAAAAAACUAAAUUCUUUUAAUUUAAUCAACAUUAGGUAACUCCUGUGUGCAGACAAUUAUGCAAGGUGCUGGAGCAAAACAAUGAUGAAUAAAUAGUGUUUGUCUCAUGGAGUUUACAAUUUAAGUGUCUCUUCCAUCUUGUUCUAAUACAAAACUCCUGGAAAGGUAA
Messenger RNA from Antechinus flavipes (yellow-footed antechinus), 1610 nucleotides. Its product is annotated as UPF0764 protein C16orf89 homolog. Gene Ontology annotation, cellular component: cytosol; membrane. Lineage: Eukaryota; Metazoa; Chordata; Mammalia; Dasyuromorphia; Dasyuridae. Bases 143 to 1189 code for a protein of 348 amino acids. The record is from RefSeq and is a predicted model, not a curated record. The transcript has 8 exons.